AUGGAGGCUUCGGAAAAGUUUGAACAGUUCUCGACGGUCUUUCGGGGCCUGUGCAGUUUCCUCGGGUGCGACGUGAUGAGCGAGUCGUGGCGGAUGGAUUACCGGACGUACUUCAUGCUGUUCCUGUGCGUGGUGUACAGCACCGGCACACUGAACGCGAUCAUCGUUGCCCAGGACCUGUUCGAUCUGCUGAAGGGCUUCUCGUUUAUCGGCUUCUUCUGUCAGAGUUUGGUCAAGCUGUACUACACGAUCCGGUACCAGGAACGGUACCACAUCAACUUCAGCGGUAUCCGGAGUGCGAUCUACGACGGGCACCUGACCGGAACGGAGACCCAGAAGCGGCACAUCUUGGCCGACAUCCAGCUGUUGCAGCUGCUGAUGAAGUGCACGGUGGUGCUCUACAUGUCCACGCUGAUCAUCUUCUCGCUGUACCCGGCCUACAUGUACUUUGUGGUGCACGUCAAGGUGACGAUCCUGCCGCUGGUGCUGCCCGGCAUCGACAUCUACUCGGUGUACGGAUACGGGUUCACCAACGCCGUGCACGUCUUUAUCGCGCUCUGGGGGCUCCUGGGUGCGCUGGUGUCCGAUACGGGCUUCAUGAUGUUCGUGCUCCACUUUCGGACCUACGCCAGUCUGUUCGGCAUCGACUGCGGUGAGUUCGGGAAGGAUCUGGUGAUGGUCGAGAGCGAAGAACUGCCCGAGCAAGAGUACGUGGCGUUCUGCAGGGUCCGCAUGCGAGAGAUCUACCUCCGACAUCAGAACGUCAUCGCGUACGUGUCAUCGCUCAACUUGUGCUACGAAACGAUCUGCUCCGUGCAGCUGGCCACUUGCAGCUUCUCCAUCAUGCUGAACCUAUUCCUGGCACUGACCACCGAUUGGUACGCGACGUACAGCUUCCUGGUGGUGUCGGUUUUUCAACUUUUAAUCUUCUGCAUCCUGGGCGCCGUUAUCCAAGUGACGAACGAUGGCUUGAACCACGAUAUCUCCAGCCUGCCGUUCUACCGGCUGCCACCGGGAGAGCAGCACAUGUUCCGGUUGAUGCUCUUCAGAAGCCAGAACCCGCCGGGACUGUUCGUCCGCGGUGUCGGCCCGCUCAACAUGCAAACGUUCACGGACAUUAUGCAGAAGAUCUACUCGUCGUUCGCCAUGAUGUACAGCUACUUGGAGGAGGUCGGCAACUGA
Anopheles cruzii is the source of this 1182-nucleotide messenger RNA. RefSeq lists its product as uncharacterized. The record is from RefSeq and is a predicted model, not a curated record. The transcript is spliced from 3 exons. Gene Ontology annotation, biological process: detection of chemical stimulus involved in sensory perception of smell; sensory perception of smell. Bases 1 to 1182 code for a protein of 393 amino acids. Gene Ontology annotation, molecular function: olfactory receptor activity; odorant binding. Gene Ontology annotation, cellular component: plasma membrane. NCBI's taxonomy places the organism in Eukaryota, Metazoa, Arthropoda, Insecta, Diptera, Culicidae.